AUGCAGUACACUCUCCUCAGCACUCUUCUCAUCGCCGCUACCGCUGCCGCGCAGACCACCUACCGUGUCGUCGCCGAGCCUAGCACCACCCUCAACACUUACUUCAACCAGAUCUCUUGGGUCAACCAGGGAACUAGUUCUCUCUAUGCUGGUGACGCAAAGUUCAACCAGGCCGCUGAGCAGUACAUCGUGAACUUCUCCACGGAUGGUUACAUGAGCUUCCUCUCAUGGCACACGGAGCGUUACCAGACCUUCUAUGUCAAUGAGCACACCACUGGGCCCGUCAAGGUUGAUAUGUGGCAGGGGAUCCCACAGAAUGCAACCCAGAAGGGAUUCACCAUCGAUGAUGGCUACCUUGGACUUGCGGGUGAUGGCAGCAAGUGGUCUUUGUGCCCUACCGAGACUGGUGGAAGGACCUACCAGUUGUGGUAUGUCGAUGGCGAUGCGGCAUCAACCGAUUGUGUGAGCACCAAGCUUAAGAUGCAGGCUUACGGGCUCUGCACCUCAGCUUAA
Morchella sextelata is the source of this 513-nucleotide messenger RNA. RefSeq lists its product as uncharacterized. The record is from RefSeq and is a predicted model, not a curated record. Lineage: Eukaryota; Fungi; Ascomycota; Pezizomycetes; Pezizales; Morchellaceae. The transcript has 3 exons. The coding region runs from base 1 to 513 and encodes 170 amino acids.